AUGAGUCCGCGCAGCGUACCUGAGCAGCUGGCGACUGCGCCAUCAAAGUCAUCUGCAGCCAGAGAUUCGGUCGCCUCACUUUCUAGUGCUCAUUCUAGAUCGCUCUCUUCGUCCACUAAGACCGGUACUCCCAUUCCCCCCAACUUGCUUCCCUCAGCGCCUGCGUCACCUCCCACGCCUGCUCCCAGUCCAACUCCUCAUCAAAGACCUCCCACCUGGCAGACACCCGACGAGGAAGACGAUGCUUUUUUGUUGAACGCUCGGAUACAUUUCUCUUCUCUCUCCAACGCUCGGAAGCAAAAGUUUUUGGAAGGCAUAUUGGGGCUGUGCGAUAGCCAGCAUCUCAGCUUUGUUUCUAGCUAUGUUAGCCCCCGGUUGAGAAAAGAUCCGUUUCAGGUGUUCCCAAAUGAACUAUGUCUGAGGGUCCUAUCAUUCAUUGAUGACCCGAAAACAUUGGCAAGAUCAUCCCAAGUUUCGAAGCGCUGGCGGGAACUGCUGAAUGAUGAUAUCACGUGGAAAAACCUAUGCGAAAAGCACUCGUAUGCAUCCCGGAGGCUGUCGGAGGAUGAUCGGGAAUUCGUCGACCCUUUCCAUGGUCAGCCUUUGCAUGCUGUGUCCAGUACUCAGUCCUUGAGCGGGUUGCAAAGGAGGCCCCAUGUGUCUACUCUCCAGCCUCGAGAGGGUUUGCCCGACGUUUCGUCGCGCUCUUUGUCGGGAGACUGGCUCUCCCUAUCGGGGUACCCGUCACGCAAGAGACGGGUCCGACCAUUGUCCUACAGAUCGCAUUUCAAGCAAAAGUACAUGGUGGAAUCUGCCUGGAACAAGGGUGGGCGCUGCACCCAGCGACACAUUACACCCGACCAGGGAGUGGUCACAAGCCUGCAUUUAACCCCCAAGUAUAUCGUGGUCGCGCUAGACAAUGCCAAGAUUCAUGUAUACGAUACCAACGGGGAUAACCAAAGAACUCUUCAAGGCCAUGUGAUGGGCGUAUGGGCGAUGGUUCCCUGGGAUGACAUUCUUGUGAGUGGUGGGUGCGACCGAGAAGUGAGGGUCUGGAACAUGGCGACCGGUGCCUGUCUCUACCUCUUACGUGGCCAUACGUCAACCGUGCGUUGCCUCAAAAUGUCCGACAAGAACACGGCGAUCUCGGGAUCACGGGAUACAACGCUGCGGAUAUGGGAUCUGGCCUCGGGUACCUGCAAGAACGUUCUGGUUGGGCACCAAGCUAGUGUCCGCUGCCUGGCCAUUCAUGGAGAUCUUGUAGUUUCGGGAAGCUAUGAUACUACGGCACGCAUCUGGAGCAUUUCUGAGGGACGGUGCUUACGGACGCUCUCGGGCCACUUCAGCCAGAUCUAUGCUAUCGCGUUUGAUGGCAGACGCAUCGCCACCGGCAGUUUGGAUACCAGCGUGCGGAUCUGGGAUCCGCAUUCGGGCCAGUGCCAUGCUAUCCUCCAGGGCCAUACCUCCCUAGUAGGACAGCUACAAAUGCGGGGAGAUACCUUGGUCACCGGUGGUUCUGAUGGGUCUGUCCGGGUCUGGUCGUUGACCAAGAUGGCUCCCAUCCACCGACUUGCGGCUCAUGACAACAGCGUUACCAGCUUGCAGUUCGACAGUUCCAGAAUUGUCAGUGGUGGUAGUGACGGUCGUGUCAAGGUGUGGAGUUUGCAGACCGGUCAACUACUCAGAGAACUGUCGACACCGGCAGAGGCUGUUUGGCGAGUUGCCUUUGAGGAAGAGAAAGCUGUGAUCAUGGCUAGUAGAGCAGGCCGCACAGUGAUGGAGGUCUGGACUUUCUCACCACCGCCCGAAGAAGAUGGCGACGAUGCGGUGAUAGUGGAGAGUGCUUCCAGCACGCCGGGUCUGCACCCCACGAGUAACGACAGCCGACAUAGGGAGCGCUAUUCGGACCCUCCGCCUAGUGUGCCGCUCAAUAGUGACGAUGACCAGGCCAUGGUGGAUGCCCCCGCCUCCUGA
Molecule: messenger RNA, 1974 nt
Organism: Aspergillus vadensis CBS 113365
Lineage: Eukaryota; Fungi; Ascomycota; Eurotiomycetes; Eurotiales; Aspergillaceae
Product: F-box/WD repeat-containing protein
Exons: 4
Coding region: 1-1974 (657 amino acids)
Molecular function (GO): protein binding
Source: RefSeq, a predicted model, not a curated record